UUAUCGCUGCUUCCGUUCCUGCCACCAUCUGCCUCCUUUAAUACCUGCAGCUGCGGUCAUGGGCGACGUUAUCCUCGUUACAGGCGGGACUGGUCUCGUCGGCAAGGGCAUCCAGUACGUUAUCGAGACCGAACCGGAGGGCAGCAGGUUCGGGAAGAAACCUGGCGAAAAGUGGAUAUUCGCGAGCUCGAGCGAGGCCGAUCUCAGAGAUGCAGCGCAGACGAAGAAAUUAUUUGAAAAGUACAAGCCGACGCAUGUCAUUCAUCUCGCUGCCAUCGUCGGAGGCUUGUUCGCCAACAUGAGGGCGAAGUCCACAUUCCUCCGGGACAACCUGCUCAUUAAUGACAACGUCCUGCACACCUCGUACGAGACCAACGUCAAGAAAGUCAUCUCGUGUCUCUCGACGUGUGUAUACCCCGACAAGGUCACCUACCCGCUCGACGAGACCAAGAUCCACCUCGGGCCCCCGCACGAGAGUAACUUUGGCUACGCGCAUGCGAAGCGGCUGGUGGACGUGCAGAAUCACGCGUACAAGGAGCAGUAUGGAUGCAACUUUACGUCUGCCAUCCCGACGAACGUCUUCGGUCCUUACGAUAACUAUGACCUCGAAGACGCGCACGUCAUCCCCGCCCUGAUCCACAAAUGCUACCUUGCCAAGAAGAACAACAGGCCCUUCAUCGUCGGCGGCUCUGGCAAGCCCCUCCGGCAGUUCAUCUACUCGCGCGACCUCGCGAAGCAGUUCAUCUGGAUGCUGCGCGAGUACAACGACGUCGAGCCCGUUAUCCUGUCCGUCGGCGAGAAUGAGGAAGUCACGAUCAAAGAAGUCGCCGACGCCAUUGUCAAGGCCGUUGGGUUCCAAGGGGAAUACAAAUUCGACCCAAGCAGGCCGGACGGGCAGUUCCGCAAGCCCGCGUCGAACGAGAAGCUGCUCAAGCUCAUGGGCGGCUUCCAGUUCACGCCAUUCGAGAAGGCGUUGGACGAAAGCGUCAAGUGGUUCUUGGACAAUUACAACACGGCGCGGGUCGGGAAGAGGGCGGCGUCAUAGGUUCAGGCCUCUUCAUUUAGGAUCGCUCACGCUCGUACAGUAGACAUGACCAUAUGGAUACCAAGGAACUACACCGUGCAUUACGUGAGUGAGCCUCCGAAUCAGAAUUGCUCGCCUAGCUGGCCACAGGCGUUUCCAGCCCUGUCGAUACAAACAUUCCAGUUCUGGUUACAUUUGUAUAUUCACUUGCGUCGCACACCAGCAUUCCCUCGCGACUCCACCGCGAGGCACGCGUCGUACAUCUCUUGGAUACGCGCCUGGCCCUCCUCAGACCUGGCAUCCA
Molecule: messenger RNA, 1328 nt
Organism: Gloeophyllum trabeum ATCC 11539
Lineage: Eukaryota; Fungi; Basidiomycota; Agaricomycetes; Gloeophyllales; Gloeophyllaceae
Product: NAD P-binding protein
Exons: 10
Coding region: 59-1045 (328 amino acids)
Biological process (GO): nucleotide-sugar biosynthetic process
Molecular function (GO): GDP-L-fucose synthase activity
Source: RefSeq, a predicted model, not a curated record